Molecule: messenger RNA, 267 nt
Organism: Protopolystoma xenopodis
Lineage: Eukaryota; Metazoa; Platyhelminthes; Monogenea; Polystomatidea; Polystomatidae
Source: the annotation of a GenBank genome assembly
AUGGCUCAGAUCCUGUCCUCCUUCAAUUGUAUGCAUUUGUGCCAUGUGAGUGUGCGGAAGCCGCGACGCAUUUCCAUUGGCUGGCGGCUGCCUGUGCGGUCUCGAACCCAAAAGUCGUCACGACAAGUCGAUCAUAUCGGGCUCAACCAAUUUGACCAAAUCACGGGCUUUUUUCAUUUUUCCAAAUUGCCUCCAUUCACAUAUUCCAGUUUAUCGUCAAACCCAGCACCGGACCUAGGCGUUAGGGUGCCACAUCUGGUGUCCUAA